AUGGCGCGGGCCGGGCUGCGGCUGGCGCUCGGGCUGGGGCUGCUGGCGGGGCCGCCGUCGGGCCGCGCGGGGGCCCCGGAGGCGGCGGAGCCCGCGGCGCCCGGCACGGCGGCGCCGGCGCGGGGAGACCGCUGCCGCGGCUACUACGACGUGAUGGGCCAGUGGGACCCGCCCUUCAACUGCAGCUCCGGCGCCUACAGCUUCUGCUGCGGCACGUGCGGCUACCGCUUCUGCUGCCACGACGGCCCGCGGCGCCUGGACCAGAGCCGCUGCUCCAACUACGACACGCCCGCCUGGGUGCAGACCGGCCGGCCGCCCGCGCGCGCCCGCGACGCCGCCGCCGCGCACCGCGACCCGGGCCGCGAGCGCAGCCACACGGCCGUGUCCGCGGUCUGCGGCGUCGCGGCGCUGCUCGUGCUGGCGGGCGUGGCGCUGCGCCUGGGCCUGGAGCGGGCGCGCAGCCCCCGCGCGCGGCGCCCGGUGACCAGGACGCUGACGGAGCUUCUGAAGCAGCCAGGCCCCCAGGAGCCACUGCCCCCGCCUCUGGGCCCCCCUCUGGGCAGCUGUGUCCAAGUGCAGAUGGGCGAUGGCCUCCCCCGGGGCUCCCCCGACAACAGCGCCGACAAGAGCCGCCAGGACCACGCGGCCCUGGGGGCGGCCACUCCGGGGCCCCGGCGCGGCCCGCGGCCGCAGGGCAGCCUGGCACCGCAGCCGGACUACGCCAAGUUCGCCGCCCUUCAGGCCGCCUUCACGGCCUCAGAGGCCGCCCCGGACUUCUACCCGCGCCGCCCGGCGCCCGCCCCGCUCACCCUGCCCGCGCGGCCCCCGCGGGCCCCGGAGGACUGGUCCGCGCUGCUCGACGCCUGCCCCUGGGCGCCGCCCGGCUACGCGCCCCCCGCCGGCCCCGGCCCGGGGGGCCCCUGCAAGGCCUGGACCACUGGCCGCCCGGCCCGGCCGGCCCCCCGCGGCCCCCCGCGGGCUCAGGCCGCCCCCGCCCCCCGGCGGCCGGGCCACCCCCGGCGCGUGGAGAAGCUGCCCAAGGCCUUCCGCCCGCCCCCCGGCCCGUACAGCUGCGCGGGCCGCGGACACCUGAGCACCAACAGCAAAGCGGAGGUCACCGUGUGA
Molecule: messenger RNA, 1125 nt
Organism: Pipistrellus nathusii (Nathusius's pipistrelle)
Lineage: Eukaryota; Metazoa; Chordata; Mammalia; Chiroptera; Vespertilionidae
Source: the annotation of a GenBank genome assembly